Molecule: messenger RNA, 770 nt
Organism: Saccostrea cuccullata (small rock oyster)
Lineage: Eukaryota; Metazoa; Mollusca; Bivalvia; Ostreida; Ostreidae
Product: snaclec 5-like
Exons: 6
Coding region: 57-698 (213 amino acids)
Molecular function (GO): signaling receptor activity
Source: RefSeq, a predicted model, not a curated record
AAUAAAAUUGGAUACUUAGAAGUUUGGGACAAAUUAGCUCUGGGGAAACCUGAACAAUGCAGCUACUGAUUUUAAGUAUUUUGUUUGGGUUAAUUAUACUUGCUCUAGGUGAAAAAAUUUCGAUUCGCUCACUACAAGAUAAGGAUGAGAUUCUUAUGAAAAAUAUAUCAGACCUCCAUUUCCAACUUUUUUCCUCCCUUCAAGAGAGAGCAAAAAUUUUAAAGACGGCUGUAUUCAAAACUCAGUGCUCUGAAUCAGGUUGUACAUUUAAUGUCUGCAACUCCAAAAAGCCGAUACAACCAGUUUGCAGUUCGGGAUGGAAGCGGUACAACAAACAUUGCUAUCGUCUGUUCAGUACAAAGAUGAAUUGGUUUCAAGCACAGAUGUUUUGCAGAAAGCAAGGGACCACUCUUCUGCAAAUAAAUGAUGCAAGAGAAAGCAUGUGGCUUUUAAAGAAUUUCCCAAAAGUUCGAUACUGGAUUGAUCUGACCGACAUUGGCAAGGAACGGACAUGGAUGUCAUUGUCUACUGGAAAAGGGCCAACAUUUACUAAUUGGGCCAAAGGACAACCAGAUUACGGGAAAUUAAAACAACACUGUGCUUAUUGUGCCAAUUGGUCAGGGCGUGGUGAAUGGGACAAUGGGGAAUGUGACUAUAAAACUCAAGUGAUAUGUGAAUUAUCAGGAUCUGGAUUCUGAUAUUUUAUGAAGGCGGGAAAAUAAAAAUGAAAUUACAAUCACACAUAUUUCAUUACUUUAUUUUUGCUUACC